AUGGAGUCCGACGACGAUUCCGGGACCCUGGGAUCCCUCAACAAGUAUCUCAGAAUGAUAAAAGGUCGAGACAGUCCCCACAGCGCAGUCGACGACGGGACUUCGCCUCAAUCACGCACCUCCACCAACCUAUCCUCAGCAAGCAAACCGACCAGCACCAAGGACUGCCAGCUGCCGACACGUUCGCACCGCAGCUCCAUCUCUUCGACCGUAUCUUCCACCAUCACCGACCUGAGCGACGGCCGGCCAGGCCUGCGGGGCCGCAACUCGGCCAUUGCGUCGUCGUCGUCCUUCUCCUCGUCGACGAGUCUCGAGUCGAACCGCACCACUUCGCUCACCGAGCGUCAGCGCGACCCGCUGCUGAGGGAGUUCCCAAAACCGCCGGAACAGGUCGACAUUGAAGAGAUGCUCACCAGACCGCCGGGUAAGUGGUCGCUCGGCCACUACUUCAACAAGUCUAGGCACGCCGCCAAGGAAACGACGCUGAAGCCGACAGUAGAGGAUCGAAAGGGCGAGUUGGAAGAAGCAAAGAAACAGCUCAUUGCGGCGAGGAACGAGAUUCGGCACCUCGGCACAAGACGUCCCUGA
This is a messenger RNA of Pyricularia grisea, 588 nucleotides long. RefSeq lists its product as uncharacterized. The transcript has a single exon. The record is from RefSeq and is a predicted model, not a curated record. Lineage: Eukaryota; Fungi; Ascomycota; Sordariomycetes; Magnaporthales; Pyriculariaceae. Bases 1 to 588 code for a protein of 195 amino acids.